Molecule: messenger RNA, 6779 nt
Organism: Ostrea edulis (European flat oyster)
Lineage: Eukaryota; Metazoa; Mollusca; Bivalvia; Ostreida; Ostreidae
Product: serine/threonine-protein phosphatase 6 regulatory ankyrin repeat subunit A-like
Exons: 29
Coding region: 62-3253 (1063 amino acids)
Cellular component (GO): cytoplasm
Molecular function (GO): protein binding
Source: RefSeq, a predicted model, not a curated record
AUGGCGGCCAUGGGAUGAAAACCCGUUUCCUGUAGUUUUAAGAAGUUUGCAAAAAAGGGAUAUGCUGUUUGCUCACAAAAAACCAGUAUCUCCAAUGAAGUUAGGAACGUUGGUGUUGCAGUCUCUUGAGGAUGAGCCUCAGUUGGUGCAAGCCUGUUUUCAUGGGGAUCCAGAUGAAGUUCGUGCAUUGCUGUACAAGAAGGAAGAUGUCAAUUAUCAGGAUACAGAGAAGAGGAGCCCUUUACAUGCGGCUGCGUACUGUGGUGAGGCGGAAAUUGCAGACCUGCUGAUAAUGAGUGGAGCUCGAGUAAACACAAAGGACAAUAAGUGGCUGACCCCCCUUCACAGGGCCUGCUGUUCCAAAAGUGAUGUCAGUUUUCACAGAGCUGAUACCGUGGAAACCUUACUGCGACAUCAAGCAGAUGUGAAUGCUCGUGACAAAAACUGGCAGACCCCUCUACACGUGGCUGCGGCAAACAAUGCAGUGCGCUGCGCGGAGUAUCUGAUACCACUUCUGACAAAUGUCAAUGUGUCGGACCGUGCUGGGAGAACCAGUUUACAGCAUGCUUCAUUCAAUGGUCACAAAGAGAUGGCCAAACUGCUUCUUGAGAAAGGUGCCACAAUUAAUGCGUUUGAUAAGAAGGAUCGGAGGGCCGUUCACUGGGCAGCUUACAUGGGGCACACGGAGGUAGUUCGUAUGUUGGUGGAACAUGGCGCUGAGCUCAACUGUCGAGAUAAACAGAUGUAUACGCCUCUACAUGCGGCCGCCUCAAGUGGACAGGUCAGUGUGGUCAAGCUUCUCCUGGAGCUCGGUGUGGAGGUGGACGCUGUCAAUGUCCACGGUAACACAGCCCUGCAUAUUGCGUGUCUGAACGGACAGGAUGUGGUGGUGACUGAAUUGUUACAGUACGGAGCCUCGAUCAACGCUGUCAAUCACCGGGGGAUGACCCCCUUACACUAUGCUGCAUCUUCGACACAUGGAGGGAUUUGUUUAGAAAUCUUAGUAACAGAAGGAGCGAACACAAAAACACAGUGCAUUGAUGGGCGUUCCCCUUUGCAUAUGACUGCAGUGCAUGGUAGAUUUACUCGAGCACAGACUCUACUCGAGCACGGGGCAGAUAUCGACGUCUGUGAUAAGUUUGGGAACACACCCCUUCACAUAGCAGCGAGAUAUGGGCACGAGUUACUGAUCAACACACUACUCGAGAACGGGGCCGACCCUGUGAAACGAGGGACCAGUGGAAUGUUACCUGUUCACAUCGCAGCUUUAAAUGGCCAUGUUGACUGCGUGAAGAAAUUAUUGACCUCUAUGGUGGAUUUGGAAAUUGACAUUACGGAUGACUUUGGCAGAACCUGUCUCCAUGGAGGGGCGUGUAGUGGAAGAGUGGAGGUGGUGGAUCUAUUGUUGAAGAUGGGAGCAGAUGUCCUUUGUGCGGAUCAUGAAGGAAGGGUGCCUCUACAUUAUGCCAGUGCUCACACUCAUGGUCAGUGUGUGGCAUCCUUGAUCAAUGCAGGUCGAGCAGCGGUCAAUAUCACAGACAGACGGGGCUGCACACCCUUACAUUAUGCCUCGGCUUGGGACCACGAUGCAAAAGUUGUGGAACUGCUACUGAAGAAUGACGCCAGGCCUAGUAUCAGGGACCACGAGGGGUUCAAUACUCUACACUAUGCAGCAUUGAAGGGACACAGACUGACACUAGAAAUGUUAUUGGACUGUGCAUCGACAGAUUUAAUACGGAGUGGGGCUCCCUUGUCUCCGGCCCACAUAGCGGCUUACAAUGGGCAUAAUGAAGCUUUGCAUAUACUCCUGGGAUGCAUCAUGAAUCUGGAUAUACGAGACUCGCACGGGCGAACCAUGCUUGACCUAGCCUGUCUUCAAGGUCAUGCAGAAUGUGUGGAGACACUCUUACUUCAAGGAGCCACCAUUCUGGUCCAGGACAGCACCACCAGAAGGACGCCACUUCACUCCGCUGCUAUGAAUGGGCAUACGGAAUGUUUACGGUUGCUAAUGGAAACUGCCGAGGACAGCAAUAUCGUAGAUUGUACAGAUGUGUAUGAAAGGACUCCUCUGAUGAUGGCAGUGGCCAAUGGACAUGUUGACACUGUACUGUACCUCAUAGCAAACGGUGCCAUAGUGAAUGCUAAAGACAGCCAAGGCAGAACCUCCUUACACAGGGGGAGUGCAAAUGGUCAUGAGGAGUGUGUAGAUGCCCUCCUACAUAAUGGUGCUGACGUUACAGUUCGGGACCACCGCGGAAGGGUAGCCACGUACCUGGCUGCUACCUGUGGACAGGUGUCCAUACUCUCUAAUCUCCUGACGAUGGGCCCGAGCAGUAGUAAAUCAGAAGAUCUUCUAGGAUAUACACCUCUACACAUAGCUUGUUAUAAUGGUCAGGACAAUUGUGUGGAAGCCAUUAUCGAACAAGAUAGGAUAACAGAGUUUUCAGGGAACACCUUCUCACCUCUUCAUUGUGCUGUGAUAAAUGGAAAUGAUACUUGUACAGAGAUUUUAUUAGAAGCUUUAGGUGAUAAAAUAGUAAACUUAACGGAUGGCAAAGGGAGAACUCCCUUGCAUGCAGCUGCCUUCAGUGACCAGUGUGAGUCUAUGCAAAUGUUACUUAACCAUGGAGCCCUGGUGAACCAUUGUGAUACCACAGGGAAAUCUCCCAUCAUGCUGGCUGCGGCUAAUGGCCAUGCUGCAGCAGUAGGGCUUUCCUCGCUGUGUGAAUUAUUAUUAGAGCAAAAUGCUGAUCUGUCUUUAACCGAUGGUGAGGGAAACUCCUGCCUACACUUUGCCUGCUCAAGGGAACAUGAAAACGUGGCACUUCUUCUCUUAGACAAAAUUAGUGAUUCCAACAUCUGUAAUAUAGCAAAUAGUGAACUCAAAACACCAUUGCAUAUAGCAGCUAAAUAUGGUUUAACUCCAGUUGUUCAAGAUCUUAUCACAAAAGGCAGCAGUGUUUUUGCUCUAGAUGAAAAUGGCCACACUCCGGCCUUGGCAUGCGCUCCCAAUAACCGUGUGGCCGAUUGUCUGGCCAUCAUUCUUGCUCACAUGCCUCUUGCCCCCACCCCUAACAACGUGUAUCCCCGGACCAGUCGAUACGACAGCAGUACGCCUAACAAUACAUUUGGGGGAACUAGAUCACUUGAACCAACUGGGGACCAGAUUAGCAUAGGAAGUCCAUCAAGUUCUGUACAAGAUGUCAAAGAACACUCAGGGUCAUAUCAAAGCUCUGACUCGGAGUUCUACUGAAAUCAUUGCAGGAUUCAGCUGGAGUAGGAAUCGGACAAAUCCUGGUGUGAAAAUGUCUGGCUUAUGUGGAAAUUUCCAAUGACCGCUAUGAAGUCACUAUGUAUGCACAGGGGACCAAUUUUCACCAAAUAUCAGUGUGUGUGAUGUCUUACCAGGCGUUGGGUCUUGUGUCGUUGUUUGUUGCAGAUUUAAGCAUAGACAUAAACUCCACAAAAAUUUGGUCACUUUGGAAGCAAAGCGUAUGGUUUGAUUGAGAAUUUCAGCCAUAAGAUCUUGUUCAUUUGACCACCCAAAGUAAUUACCGAUUUUGCUUUCACCUUGGUGCUUCAGUACCUUCUUGAGCUUAUGCAAUCUAUCAAAUCUCAAAAAAUUCAAUUUAGUUCUUAUGAUCUGUAGGCUUAAUAGAGCUCUUUUUGAUCAAAGUUUGUUUGGCGUUUUAUUUGAUGUUAAAUUUUCAAUGCCGUCUUCUUAACUACUAUCCCAAUUUCAACCAAACUUGGCACAAGGUAUCUCUGAAUAAAUGGGCUUCAGUUUCGUUGACUGAAGGGGCUACACAUUUUCCCAUGGAUAGUUAGAAAUAUUAAGAGUACCACAGAAUCAAUGGAAAGAGGUCUUAGCUUCUCUACAGUGGAGAAACAAAUUCUUUUUUUCGCGUUGUGUCUCCUUGGUCCGCAACAGGGAUUCGAAGUUAAACAUUGGAUUGCGUAGGAUAUGAUUUUGUCAGAAGAUCUACAGGUAAUUUUUAUAGUGUACAAAUCAUGCCCCUUAUAUCAGAAAGAAACCACAAAAAGUUUUUCAAAUUUUUACAUUGGAAUAUAUGUUUUAUAGGGAAAAGGUGUGAAAACAAAAAAAUUCUCAAGAACAAUAGUUACAAAUUUCCAAAUCAUUAGAUUCAGUUUUGUUGAAAACUCUCUCUCUUUCUCUCUCUCUGUAUGAGCAAGGUGAUGCUUGUGGCCCGAUUUCUUGUUUAAUCUGACUUUAAUCUUUUAAGAUUAGAAAAAUGAUACUGUGAUAUGUGGUACCUAUAUGAUGGGUCAGCCAGGGGAGGCUUUAAAAUGAAUAUCUCAAUAAUCAUAUAGGGAUAUUGAAGUUCUGCAAAGAAUCAUGGUUAAUAUUGUUUCAAACAUUUUAACAUUUGUCAAGUGAGUUGUAUGUGGUGGUGAUGUGUUGUUUAUGGUAGUGGUGAAUGACGGGAACACACGACGUGCUGUAAAUGAUAUAAUGUCUACCUCAUGAAAGAUAAAGUUUGGGAGAUUCAUAAUUCUAGGAAAAUUUAAGCAUUACAAAAUGGUAUCUACAAUACGUUACUGAUAAGACUGGCUUCCCCAACGGGUACAAACAGAAAUAUCUAAUAUGCAGUUUGUUCAGAUGAUGGAAGCUGGCGAAGAUAGAAUGGUUUUUGUGUUUUAAUCUGCUUUACAAAUCAAGUGUUCAUGUUCUAUUAUGUCAAUUGAAAAUUACACACACACACACACAUGCAAGCACACAAAUAUAUACCACUAUAUAUGUAAUUAUAUACACGAAUUUGAAUGAUUUAAAAAUUCAUGUACAUUACCUAGAAAGCUGUCUUUUAAGAAAGGACUGCACAUGCCGGUGCAAAAUGUAUAAUAAAUUUGUGUCUCACAGACAUACCGUAUACUUUAACGCGAUGUACUUUAAUUUUUACAAUUUAUUUAACACAUUAUAUAUUAUACAUAUAUUAAAAAGGGCUCUUGUUUAAUAAUUUGAUCUAUAGAGACUUUACUGUUGUUUUAUUUAAAAUUUUCAUUUUUAUAACGUCUCAUUAAUUCAGUAUUUAAAUAUCAACAAUGAUUGCCAUUUGAUAUCAACAUAUAAAGAUAUAGCAUAGGAUAUUAACACACGUGACCCUCCAUUAAUAACUUGGUGCAUGCACAUCUCGGAGAAACCAUCAACUUCAAAGUAUAAUAGGGCUAUACAUACACUUACAACUGUAAAUAGUCAUUUAGAUUUUAUUCAUUUAUAUUCAAGGAAUCGAAACGGGCUUGUGUUUGUCCAAGUAGUUUUACCAGUUUGAAUAAUAAUGCGUCUUUAAAACCAACAAUUAGAGGUUUAUGCUUUUUGUAAUUUAUAAGAUAAUUUAUAAACUUGACAUUAAGAUAUUAAAAAGAAAAGGAAUAAAAGGUCUCUUAAAUGUGUCAAUGAUCAAAAACUUGUAAAUGAAACCGGUGUAUAUUUAGACUAAAUUUGUCUAUCCUCUUGACAUAUGCUGACCAAAUGUACAUUUGAAAAUGUUAUUGUAUAUUUUAUUGGGAAUUAUUUUCAAUGAACAUACACCAAAUCUUCUCUGCGUAAUGCUAUUGAAUAUGAUUGAAUCAACCCUUCUAGAAAACAGUUUUCUUUGGUUUAAUAUCACAAUUGGAUAAUGCUGAUAAUUUACUGUUUUAGUUGCCAUGGUUACUGAUGGAGGGUAGUAUUGUAUUUAGAUUAACACAUACAUGUAUGACAUUAACUGUAUUUAUAUUUAGUCUAGCUUGAAAUAUGAUUAUAUAUUGUGCUUUAUUGAAUCUUAUAAGGAUUGGUUGUAAUGUUUCAAAGAUUCAGAAGGAUCACCAGACCAUUAAUUUAUUUUUGCAAAAUUAAAUUCAAAAUCCCAAAUAAGUUUUUUUUUUUCCUUUUAAAAGUUGAUCACUGGAAUUUUUUCCCGAUGACAACAGCUGAUGAAGAGUGCUCGAUGACACUGCAUGUGAUGUCCUGCGUUGUUGAAUUUUUAGAGUUUAAGUAGUUGAAUUUAAGUUGGCUGCCUCAGAUCAGGGAACAGUAUAACUGUAUUUUUCUGCAGCAUAUUUUGUUCAGAGAUAUUAAUGGAAAAGAAAAUUUAUUAUGCAGUAAUACAGUGAAUGCUUAAAUAUUGUUGUGAGAGUUUUUUUUUCUGUAAGCAAGCAACCGAGUAAGUAAAUAAACUAUAAGUGUUCCUUAAAGAAAACCCUCAUUUAAUCGGAAACGACAGUCUGUAGUAUAUGGUUUUGUUAACUUGAUUUUAAAUGUAGAGAGUUGUGAAGUGAUUAAAAAUAUUACAGUGUAAAGUUAAGUGAAUGUUUUAGUAAUAAUUGAGAAGCAGUGAAAAUAUUGUACUUUGAUAUUUUUCUUGGAUAGAGUGAGGAAAGAACUUAUUUUCCACUGUUUUGUCUUAUUUUUGCAGUGUUACAUUUUAUACCAUUGUAGAGUACUGGACAAUUACAAAUAAUAUCAACUUGUGUGUGUGAAAGAGAGAGAGAGGUGGAGACAAUUUACAUUGAUGAUUUAAUAACCAUCUCCAUCCCCCAGUGUGAUUUAUUCUGAUUCAUGACAAUGUGAUUUCUGUGUACUUGUUUAUUGAAUUGAUAUAUAGCUUAAGGAAGGAGAACUUGGUAUCAAAUAUUUUUACUGUUUUCUCAUUAAUGGAAAACUAUGCUUGGUGGACCUAACAUCUAUUUUGUUUGACAGAAAAAAAACCAAUAUCAUGGUUUAGUUUCUAAAAACAGAUGAAAAAUAGAAUGCAUUGCAAAUAAAACAAAUUUAAAUAGUG